Molecule: messenger RNA, 1014 nt
Organism: Epithele typhae
Lineage: Eukaryota; Fungi; Basidiomycota; Agaricomycetes; Polyporales; Epitheliaceae
Product: ATPase V0 complex subunit D
Exons: 6
Coding region: 1-1014 (337 amino acids)
Biological process (GO): proton transmembrane transport; vacuolar transport; vacuolar acidification
Cellular component (GO): fungal-type vacuole membrane; vacuolar proton-transporting V-type ATPase complex; proton-transporting V-type ATPase, V0 domain
Molecular function (GO): proton-transporting ATPase activity, rotational mechanism
Source: RefSeq, a predicted model, not a curated record
AUGGAGGCCUUACUCUUCAACGUUUCGGGCGGUUUUCUGGAGGGCAUUGUCCGGGGCUACAAGGCUGGCCUCCUCACCCAGAACCAGUACAACAACUUGACCCAAUGCGAGACCAUUGAGGACUUCCGUACACAGCUAUCUGCAACGGACUAUGGCGGCUUCCUCGCUAACGAGCCGCUCCCCAUCUCCACUUCUACCAUCUCGGACAAGGCGACACAACUGCUUGUGGAUCAGUUCAACUACCUUCGGAGCAACGCAGUCGCUCCUCUGAGCAAGUUCUUGGAGUACAUGACUUACGCAUACAUGAUUGACAAUGUCAUCCUCAUCAUCACGGGCACCCUGCACGGCCGCAAUACCAACGAGCUUUUGCAACGGUGCCACCCGCUCGGUGUCUUCGACACAAUGCCUGCCCUUUGUGUCGCAACGAACGUGGAGGAGCUGUACCACACUGUGCUGGUGGAGACCCCGCUAGCGACAUACUUCCGCGACUCCGUAUCCGCGGCGGACCUCGACGACCUGAACAUCGAGAUCAUCCGCAACACCCUCUACAAAGCAUACCUCGAAGACUUUGACGACUUCUGCCAGACGAUCGGCGGCCCGACCGCGGAGGCCAUGCACCAGAUCCUCGCCUUCGAGGCCGACCGGCGCGCGAUCAACAUCACCAUCAACUCGUUCGGCACGCAGCUCACCAAGGAGCAGCGCGCCCGCCUUUUCCCCACCAUCGGCGGCUCUUCCCCGAGGGCAACAACGCGCUCGCCCGCGCGGACGACAUCGAGCAGCGCGAACCUGCUCGGCGACCUCGAGGACCUCGGCGGCGCGGCGGACCUCGAGGACCGGUUCUUCGUGCACGAAGUGCACCUGAACAAGCUCGCGUUCCUGCAGCAGUUCCAGCACUCGGUCUUCUACGCGUACAUCAAGCUCAAGGAGCAGGAGAUCCGGAGCAUCACCUGGAUCGCGGAGUGCAUCGCGCAGAACGCGCGGGACAGGAUACACGACUUCAUCCCCACCUUCUGA